Triticum turgidum subsp. durum (durum wheat) is the source of this 726-nucleotide messenger RNA. NCBI's taxonomy places the organism in Eukaryota, Viridiplantae, Streptophyta, Magnoliopsida, Poales, Poaceae. The record is from the annotation of a GenBank genome assembly.
AUGAGUCGCCGAUUUUCAGGAAUGGCUACUGAUUUGUUUUGUACUCAUAGAAUCCUCUUUGCCCUGUUGGAGAAAGGAGGAAUAACCAUCAUUAGAGAGCUAGAAAGUAGAGGUUCUGUUCAGGAACUAACCAAAAUAUUGCUGAAAGCUAGUGGAGGAGGGCUUUUGAACGACAUCUUGGCAGAUAUAAUGGACAGGUAUUCCAAACACGACAGCAAGGAAUCACUUCGGAGAACAAUCAUGGAACAUGAUGAGGUCUUCAGACAACAGGUGCAUGAACUGCAUCGGCUAUACAGGGUACAGAAAGCACUGAUGGCUGAACUACGUGGCGAGAAGCACAGUUUCCAACUCAGAACAGAAGAUACUCGAGAAAUGGUGCAGGGCCACAGGCCAAACCUCAAGAAUAGCUCUUGUACGUCAGAGACUAGUCAAUCUGCUUGUAUUGGAAACGCACAGUACUCUGAUACUAGGCAAGCACCCGAACAGUCGUUUCUUCAAGAAUGCAAGCCAGUGUCAUGCUUAAACCUCUUCGACGAAGAAACUUCAAGAAACCAAGAAAGAAAACCAGAAAGCAGUAAAUCAGUUGAAGGUGAAAGUUGGAGUGUUUCUAUGGAAGGUGAUCUCGAUCUCAAGCUAAGCAUUGCCCCCAGUUCAAAUGCAACAAAAGCACCACACUGGCUCUUCUCCGACAGCAGGGAAAGAAACCCUUCUGGUCAGCAUCGAUGA